AUGAGCAGUGAAUUUAAAAAAUUACCUGAAAUAAUACAGAUACUGACCUUAGUCUUUACCAGAAAAAUCAUUUACAAUGAUAAUUUUAAUCCGGAACCGAUAUCUCAAGGGAAUAAAGAACUUUGUGAGGAAUUUAUUGCAGAAUAUCUUUUAAAUGGAAAAACAGUAAAAUUUGAAAUUUUGGAAUCAAGAUUAAAAAAUAAGAGCAAAAAUGAAGGAUUAAUACCUGUUUUUAUUGAACAUGCUGAAACAUAUUAUAAAGAUAGGGAGAUAUUAUUUGAAAAUAAACAUGAAUUAAUUCCGUUUAUCUUUCAUUAUUUUAGACAAAGAGAAAAUGAAAUAUCAAAUAAUCAAAAUUUUGAAGAUUUUAAAGAAAGCAUUUUGACUGAUAUUGAGAACAUAAUUGGAUUAAAAAAUACAGGAGAUUUUCAAGAAAGAUUAAAUCGAAUUAAAGAACACUCAAUCAAAGAGCAAACUUCAAAAAGAAAUAAGAAAAAAAUUUGGGUAAAAUUUAAUGAAAACACUAUAAAAAUAAUUUUUAAUGGUGAUGAUGUUUUUGAUUUAGUAGAAGAGGUAACUACAAAAUUAAAUGGGCUAGAGAAUUUCAAAAUUGAUUUGAUUGAAGCAUAUAAGCAUAAUUCAACGGAACCGCUAAAAUUUGGGGAUAUAAUUGAUGAUACUUUUAUCAACCAAUAUGAAACACCAAUAGUUAUUAGAGUUAAAGCAUAA
Molecule: messenger RNA, 729 nt
Organism: Rhizophagus irregularis DAOM 181602=DAOM 197198
Lineage: Eukaryota; Fungi; Glomeromycota; Glomeromycetes; Glomerales; Glomeraceae
Source: RefSeq, a predicted model, not a curated record